CGCCCGGGGCCGGCGGCGGCGAGGGGGGAGAAGAUGGCGGACGUGCUCAGCGUCCUGCGACAGUACAACAUCCAGAAGAAGGAGAUUGUGGUGAAGGGAGACGAAGUGAUCUUCGGGGAGUUCUCCUGGCCCAAGAAUGUGAAGACCAACUAUGUAGUUUGGGGUACUGGAAAAGAAGGGCAGCCCAGAGAGUACUACACAUUGGAUUCCAUCUUAUUUCUGCUUAAUAAUGUGCACCUUUCUCAUCCUGUUUAUGUUCGACGUGCAGCUACUGAAAAUAUUAUUGUGGUCAGAAGACCUGACCGGAAAGACCUACUAGGAUAUCUCAACGGUGAAGCCUCAACAUCAGCAAGUAUAGACAGAAGUGCCCCCCUAGAAAUAGGUCUUCAGCGAUCCACUCAAGUCAAACGAGCUGCAGAUGAAGUUUUAGCAGAAGCUAAGAAACCACGAAUUGAGGAUGAAGAGUGUGUGCGCCUCGAUAAAGAGAGAUUGGCUGCCCGCUUGGAGGGUCAUAAGGAAGGAAUUGUACAGACUGAACAGAUUAGGUCUUUGUCUGAAGCUAUGUCAGUGGAAAAAAUUGCUGCAAUCAAAGCCAAAAUUAUGGCUAAGAAAAGAUCUACUAUCAAGACUGAUUUAGAUGAUGAUAUAACUGCCCUUAAACAGAGAAGUUUCGUAGAUGCUGAGGUAGAUGUGACCCGAGACAUUGUCAGCAGAGAGAGAGUGUGGAGGACACGAACAACUAUCUUACAGAGCACAGGAAAGAAUUUUUCCAAGAAUAUUUUUGCAAUUCUUCAGUCUGUAAAAGCUAGAGAAGAAGGGCGUGCUCCUGAACAGCGACCAGCUCCAAAUGCAGCACCUGUGGAUCCCACAUUGCGUACUAAACAGCCUAUUCCAGCUGCCUACAAUAGAUAUGACCAGGAAAGAUUCAAAGGAAAAGAAGAGACGGAAGGCUUUAAAAUUGAUACUAUGGGAACUUACCAUGGUAUGACACUGAAGUCUGUAACGGAAGGUGCAUCUGCCCGUAAGACUCAGACUCCUGCAGCACAACCAGUACCAAGACCAGUUUCUCAAGCAAGACCUCCCCCAAAUCAGAAGAAAGGAUCACGCACACCUAUUAUCAUAAUUCCUGCAGCUACCACCUCUUUAAUAACCAUGCUUAAUGCAAAAGACCUUCUACAGGAUCUAAAAUUCGUCCCAUCAGAUGAAAAGAAGAAACAAGGCUGUCAGCGAGAAAAUGAAACUCUGAUACAGAGAAGGAAAGAUCAGAUGCAGCCAGGAGGCACUGCAAUUAGUGUUACUGUGCCUUACAGAGUAGUAGACCAACCCCUUAAACUUAUGCCUCAAGACUGGGACAGAGUUGUAGCAGUUUUUGUGCAGGGUCCUGCUUGGCAGUUCAAAGGGUGGCCAUGGCUUUUGCCUGAUGGAUCACCAGUUGACAUAUUUGCUAAAAUUAAAGCCUUCCAUCUGAAGUAUGAUGAAGUUCGUCUAGAUCCAAAUGUUCAGAAAUGGGAUGUAACAGUAUUAGAACUCAGCUAUCACAAACGUCAUUUGGAUAGACCAGUUUUCUUGCGGUUCUGGGAAACAUUGGAUAGGUACAUGGUAAAGCAUAAAUCCCACUUGAGAUUCUGAAUGAUUUGGUUCCUUUAUUUCUGAAAGUCAGAAGAAGCAUGGAUAUACCUUGAUCUAAAGACUGAGAUUCAAGCUUUAUGAAUUUAUCAAGAACUUAACAAAUGAAGAAGGUUGCAAAUCAGUCUUUUAUAAGACCUUAUUUGAUGCUUUGUGCUUCAAAGGGAUGAUGCCUGUCAUCAUAUAAGCAAACUUUGGCUUAUAACUAUUUUUUUAAUAUUAGCCUUCUAGUCUGUAAUGGAAAUUGUAUAUUUUGAUAGAAGUUUUUUCUCUAUUGGUUAAAUUAGCAUUACUUAAAAUUUGUUUCUUUAGAAAUAAAUACAGGUUAUAAAUGUGUGUAUAUUUAGAGGUUAUAAGGCUUUCUAAGCCAUCUUUGCUUCUGAUUUUUCACUGCUCUAUAAUUACUUUUACUGAAAAUACUGUGUUAUGAGUGAUAUUAAAUUUUAGAUGCUGGAACUUCAAAAACCAUGCAAAGGGAUGUGACUAUUUUGAAUGAAUCAAAUUCUUAAUGUGUAUGUAUGUCCAAACUUUUUAUUUAAAAAGAAGUAAUGAAAAACCAAGAACAGUUUUUCGGCUUUGGUUGAACUUUUCAAAACUUCUUUACUUUUAAGCGAAUACAAUUAAUGAAUGUGCAUUCUUCUCAUUGACUUUGAUGAUUUUAAAUCUUAAAAUGAUCUGUUUCUAUGGGGGAUAUCUUUCCACUUGAAAAAUCUCAAAACAGAUUAAAAACAUAAUAGGCUGUAGUAAUUUUUAUUUUGAUAUCUGGAAUAUGAUUUGGGAGAAAUGUAUUAGCCCUAUUAGAGUAUAACUUUUAACUUCUUUAUCUUUUCUCGUAAGUCCUCCUUUAAUUCUUUUAUGAUAUAGGAUUUUGAGUCUUGUGUUUCUAGGUAUGUAUGUUUUUUACUUCUUAUCUUCCAUUAUCCCUAAAUAUUGGUAAAUUCCCAGGCACCAAAGAACACAUUUGCUUAAGUGUCUGAACA
Fukomys damarensis (Damara mole-rat) is the source of this 2606-nucleotide messenger RNA. It is a transcript of the gene Cdc73, whose product is annotated as cell division cycle 73. Gene Ontology annotation, molecular function: RNA polymerase II complex binding. The transcript has 17 exons. Gene Ontology annotation, biological process: positive regulation of transcription elongation by RNA polymerase II; transcription elongation by RNA polymerase II. Bases 34 to 1629 code for a protein of 531 amino acids. The record is from RefSeq and is a predicted model, not a curated record. NCBI's taxonomy places the organism in Eukaryota, Metazoa, Chordata, Mammalia, Rodentia, Bathyergidae. Gene Ontology annotation, cellular component: Cdc73/Paf1 complex.